AUGCAAAUGAAACACGCACCAGUCGGGCCGGAGGAAAGAAAGUCUAUUUUGAAGAAAAUGUAUCACGCUUUGAGGCAGUCUCCCAUGUUUACACACUAUUCGGUGGAACACAUACGAGACUCUGCCAUAAAAUCAGAGCAGCUGACUUUCGAUCGAUCAUUUACAAAGCAAGAGUACAUGCAGGCCAUGAACGUGAAACUCGCCAAGAUAGAGAAGAGCUACGUAAUGAACUCCGAGGAGAUCAUCCGCGAGAUGGGGAACAGGCCGCAAAUUAAGUCGGACUUAGCCCCUGCAGGCAGGCCCAUGGGCACGUACAGGGACCAAAUGGACCCGUACAAAAUCGACGGGGAGUACUCUAUGCACCCCAAGAAGGCAGAGCAGGAGUUUGUCUCGCUAACAAACAGCCCGCACGGGAGAGGGAUAAAUUUUUCGUUUGUUCCCGACGAGGGCCAUGCCUCCCGCAUUCGCUCAGUAGCCCCGGGAAACCACAUGGGGAUGGGCGGCCCAAACAUCACAAUGGGCGGUAUGGGCGUUCCCCUGGGGAUGGGCUCACAGAAGAUGCCCUCCCACCCGCAAAGGCACGGAAUGCCUGUGGGGGGCGGAGGCAGCGGAAUGAACGGGUCUGAAAUGUAUGGAAUGCCAUCUGGCCACAUCCACGGCGGCCACCCUCUUUCAGGCAUGAACCCUGGGAUGGGGGGCAUGCACUCGAUGCCGCUUGGGAGCGGAUACGGGCCUGGGAAGACCCCACAGAAGCCUAGCAAAGCGGGGAUGUACGGGCACUUAAACAUAAACAGCCCAGAAGGCGCCAUGGGAGGACACAUGAACGUGAGUAUGAGCAUGAGUGGGGCUGGAGGCCUGGGAAGAGUGCAAGGCAGCGGGAUGCCAAACAUCAUUAAACUGGACCGAAUGCCAGAGAUGGGAAGCGCCCAAGGGCCUCGGGGGGCUCGAAACGACGUGCAUCCAAUCGACAUAAAGGAGAUAAAUCUGCCCAGAGAGCCUGUCGGGGUAAUGCCGAAAGGGCCUGCGCCGGGAAUGGACUCCCCGGAGGGGUUUGUUCCAAUGCGCGGGUUUGGGGCGAGCGAGGCCGGAGGCUUUUCUCGGCUGACGAUGAACGAGCAUCUUGGGGAAAUCCCCGGGCUGAACUUGACAGGGGGACUGCACAGGACAGGAGCUGCUGGCAGCACAAACACAGCAACAAAGCUGAACAACAGCAACAGAAUGUAUCCGUCUGAACGGUCUUCAAAGAGCGGAAUGGCAGGCCCGCUGUCCAUGCACGAGGCAGCGGCAAGCGAUGCCCGGCCCGUGGAUCUUCCCAGGGCGCGCCCAAAGAUCGACAAAAUCGAGUCGCCGCUGCACGUCUCUCCGCAGGAGUCCUCCCCGAAGAGUGUCCGCAGCGCCGAGAAAAAAAACGCCGGAGUACAGAACGAGGUGGACGAAAUCCUGAAAGAAAUCCAGAAAAUGGGCGAUGUUCUGAACGCGCACGAGGGAAUGUUUCCGCGGUGGGAGGCGCAGCGAAAACCCUUCUAUGAUCUGGAGAAAGUGCUUUUGGUAAAGAUCAAGACGCCAGAAAGCGAAAUGGAGAGCGCCCGAGGAAUAUUCCAGCAGAUGAAGAAGCACAUCAUCACGCUGACCAUGGAAAUAAAGGAGGGCAGGUCGCUGACCUUCAAGAAAAGGCUGGCGCGAAUAUCUGGGGCUUUCAUGCAGAAGCAGAAAAUGCAGCCAGAAUACCAGUUUACGCUAACAGAAGAGCUGCUUCUGGAAUACAACUAG
Messenger RNA from Nematocida major, 1770 nucleotides. RefSeq lists its product as uncharacterized. The coding region runs from base 1 to 1770 and encodes 589 amino acids. Lineage: Eukaryota; Fungi; Microsporidia. The record is from RefSeq and is a predicted model, not a curated record. The transcript has a single exon.